AAUGGAGAAGCAGAGAGGAGAAGAGCUAGAUCAGACAAGGAAAAUUAGCCAAGCUCAGCACUGGUAUGAAUCUCCAAUAGAACAACUCGACUCGACUCAGCUCAAGCAACUGAGAACAUCUCUAGAGAUGCUAAAGCAGAAUGUGAAAAAGCAAGCCGAGCAGCUUCUAUUUCAAGCAGCAAAUAAUCAUCAAUUUUAUGCUCCAACAACAACUACCAAUAGAUCACUUAUUCCUUUCGGUCCCAAAAAUGGCGGAUUCACUGCGAACAUAGCGCCUUAUGAUCAGUAUGCAAAUCUUGCAUAUGGACGAGGAUUUUUCUGAAGUCUAUUGAUUGUGUUGUUGAUUUGGUUGAUUUGUAUAUAUUUCAUUGUCUGAAAGGGACCACAACCAUUUGCCAUAUGGUCAAAAAAAACAAAA
Mercurialis annua (annual mercury) is the source of this 418-nucleotide messenger RNA. RefSeq lists its product as uncharacterized. Lineage: Eukaryota; Viridiplantae; Streptophyta; Magnoliopsida; Malpighiales; Euphorbiaceae. The coding region runs from base 2 to 322 and encodes 106 amino acids. The record is from RefSeq and is a predicted model, not a curated record. The transcript has a single exon.